CCCAUCUUCUUCUGUCAUCCCCUACUCCGUAGCUACUCUCUCAUCCCCGGCGGCGUCACCAUAAAUCACGACCACCGCCAGCAAAAAAAUGCCAGGAAUUCUUCAAAAGAAAUUCUACCAUUGCUUUCCAAACUUCAAAUGCCUUCCCACAAAUCUCUCUCUAUCUUUCGAAGAAGAAGAAAAUGAACAAACUAUCAAAAACUUCAACUCUGUUUUCGACAUUCCUUCUGAUUCCGCCACUUCUAAAUCUCUCACUAAUUCCUCCACCUUAACAGAAGAUUACAUCUUCUCUUCUUUUGAAGAUUCAGAAUAUUCUGAUACUGAUUCCAACAAUAUUCCCGAUUUCUCCAAUGUCUUUGCAUCUCAACGCUUCUUCUUCACUUCUCCUGGUAACUCCAACUCCAUUGUGGACUUUCCGACGACCCCUUCGCCGGAGAAGAGAGAAGAGGCGGUGGUCAACGGCGGCGUUGCCAUUCAAACUUACUCGCCUGACCCGUAUUCCGAUUUCCGACGAUCAAUGCAAGAAAUGGUGGAAGCUCAUGAGUUGACUGACGUGAAAGCCAAUUGGGAAUUAUUGCAUGAACUCCUCCUCUGUUAUUUAAACCUUAAUCCGAAACAUACCCACAAAUAUAUCGUUGGUGCUUUCUCGGAUCUUGUUGUUUCUCUCAUGACGUCAUCGAGCGAUCAAGAAAAAAGACGAAAGGUACAGCUAAACGGUGAACAGUCAACCAUCUUAUUGUAAAAAUUGAAUAGAUUCAAUUUACUAUCAUUAGGAUCUUCUAAAAAGGUUAACUAAACCCAGCAAUGACGAUAUCGGAGGAAUAAGCAACAACUAACGGCUACAGCCAGAGUGGAUUCAGUUCAUUAGUUAUGGGUUCCAGCGAACCAGUAAUUUUUAUUUAGAACUUGUGUUUGUAUUGAAAAAUCCAUUAAAUGUAUAAGAAUAUUUAGCUU
Messenger RNA from Nicotiana tabacum (common tobacco), 954 nucleotides. Its product is annotated as transcription repressor OFP16-like. The record is from RefSeq and is a predicted model, not a curated record. NCBI's taxonomy places the organism in Eukaryota, Viridiplantae, Streptophyta, Magnoliopsida, Solanales, Solanaceae. Gene Ontology annotation, biological process: negative regulation of DNA-templated transcription.